AUGACAACCCAAGUCCUCGGACGACUUUCCAAGUCCAGCCGGCUCGUCUACCGAGCUGCAGAGAACUCCGAAGAGGACAUUGCAUUCUUGCACGACCAAAUUAUCAACGAUGAGACUAUUCAAACAAUGAGCACUGGGCGUCUUCCACGCCCGUCUCACAAGAAGUCUGCAGAGGAGUUCAUCAAAAGUAUCCAAGAAUCCCUGCUAGGAGUGAUUAUAUGUCUUCCUCAAAAUUCCCCCGACUCAGAGACGGAAUGCUCGACUGAGACUCAAACCUUGAACCCACCUCAAAAUUCCAAGCCAGUCCCAAUUGGCCAUAUCAGCCUCUUCAGCUUGACUGGAUCGAGUUACUCCCAUCAUCGCAAUGCAAUGAUAGGAAUUUCACUUGUGGACGGGUAUCGGGGAAAAGGAUACGGCGGAGAAGCUAUUAAUUGGGCACUGGACUGGGGAUUUCAGCAUGCUGGACUGCAUAGAAUCACCAUAGGUGGAUUUUCGUUCAACCAUAAUGCGUUGAAACUUUACAGGAAGCUUGGAUUUGUGGAUGAAGGUCGCGAACGUGAGGCGCUAUACCAUCGCCGGGCUUGGCAUGAUAUUGUCAAUUUGUCUAUGCUGGAGCAUGAGUGGGAGGUGUUGAGAGGGAUAGUUCCGGCUCAACCGGAUCGCACUCCUUCUCUCCCUGAAGCGUCCGAUCAAUGA
Molecule: messenger RNA, 696 nt
Organism: Penicillium robsamsonii
Lineage: Eukaryota; Fungi; Ascomycota; Eurotiomycetes; Eurotiales; Aspergillaceae
Product: GNAT family N-acetyltransferase
Exons: 1
Coding region: 1-696 (231 amino acids)
Molecular function (GO): acyltransferase activity, transferring groups other than amino-acyl groups
Source: RefSeq, a predicted model, not a curated record